CAAAAAAUAGAAAAGAAAUAUAUUUUUUUUAGAAAACAGAGACUGACUUUCCGUGAAGAAAAGUUAUCUUUUAGUAUUUCUUUGAUUUUGUUUCUCUGGUUUCUGUUAGCGAGGAGGAGAGGAAGCGUUUUUGCUUAGGUGACAGCGCGGUUUUGUAACGGGGAAUGCGAAUUCCUACGUUGAGGUGGUGCUAACGCGACAGCUGAGUGAUGGCGAUGGAAGGAAGAUGACCGCUGAAUGGAAUUCUCAUUCGAUGCAGGAAUUCCAAUGUCUCGAACAGCAGUGCCGGCAGUGACUAUGGCUGAAGGAUCCUCGCUUUCGCCAUCGUUGAAUCAAGACAUGCUGUGGCAAAUGAACUUGAGAUCCAGUGAAACGAUGGAAUCUAGUCCCUAUCCCGAGCGUCCCGGAGAACCUGAUUGUUCUUAUUAUAUCAGGACAGGCCUUUGUAGAUUUGGGGAAACAUGUCAUUUUAAUCAUCCUCCUAACCGAGAACUGGCUAUUGCUGCAGCAAGGAUGAAAGGAGAGUUUCCAGAAAGAGUAGGACAACCUGAAUGUCAGUACUACCUGCAAACAGGAUCUUGCAAAUUUGGAGCUACAUGCAAGUUUCACCAUCCUAAAGACAAAGCUGGGAUAGCUGGGAGAGUUUCCUUAAAUAUUUUGGGCUACCCUCUUCGUCCGAACGAGACUGAGUGUGCUUAUUAUCUAAGAACUGGACAAUGCAAGUUCGGGAGCACUUGUAAAUUUCAUCAUCCUCAACCAACUAAUAUGAUGGUUUCAUUGCGUGGCUCUCCUGUUUAUCAAACUGUCCCUUCUCCAACUACUCCUGGUCAGCAGUCUUAUCCAGGAGGAAUCACAAAUUGGUCAAGAGCAUCUUUCAUUCCCAGUCCCCGUUGGCAAGGUCCAUCAAGUUAUGCACCCUUGAUUUUACCCCAAGGGAUGGUAUCAGUUCCAGGCUGGAAUGCUUAUAGCGGUCAACUGACAUCAGCCUCUUCUUCAGAGAACCUGCAGCAGACAAAUGUAAAUCACCAAAUCUACGGAACCUCACGCCAGAAAGAAUCAGCAACUGCAGGAUCCCAAGCAUCCUUUUCUCUGUUACAGUCUGGUUCUGUUCCUGUAGGUGUUUAUGCAUUGCAAAGGGAGAAUGUAUUUCCGGAAAGACCUGGCCAGCCCGAGUGCCAAUUUUACAUGAAGACUGGAGAUUGUAAGUUUGGUGCAGUUUGUAGGUUUCAUCACCCAAGAGAGAGAGUUCUUCCUGCCCCUGAUUGUGUGUUGAGUCGUAUAGGCCUUCCAUUACGCCCGGGCGAACCUCUGUGCAUAUUUUAUUCUCGAUAUGGAAUUUGCAAGUUUGGUCCAAGUUGCAAGUUUAACCAUCCUAUGGGAAUUUUCACAUACAAUUACUCAGCAUCAUCUACAUCUGAUGCCCCCGUUCGCAAUUUCCAGGGGUCAUCGUCAGGAUAUACUGGGUUAAACCUGUCAUCAGAGGGGCUUGCUGAAGCAGUUUCUACAAAGACCAGAAGACUCUCACUGUCCGAAAAUAGACAGAUGUCUCCCAGUGAUGAUAAUAUUGACACAGAGGGAUAAAAGCUGCAACAAGAUGUGGGUUGAUUACAUUUAACAAUAGUUUUGGUGGAUGAGGAAGAGUAAUCUGUAAAUUCAUUUCCCAUUGUUGGAGAUGUACAAAGUUCCUGCCAAGUUGAUUUUGUUCUCUGAAAAAUAUGCAAUUCAGCCAACAAUUGCAUCUUCUGAAUUUCAUAAUGCUGCAUUGUAUAAAUCUGAAAAUUGUCACAUUUGGUAAAACCUUAUGUGAACAAUUCAUCUGUCCCGAAGCUCGUUUUCCUUUCU
Messenger RNA from Hibiscus syriacus, 1842 nucleotides. RefSeq names its product zinc finger CCCH domain-containing protein ZFN-like. Lineage: Eukaryota; Viridiplantae; Streptophyta; Magnoliopsida; Malvales; Malvaceae. Gene Ontology annotation, molecular function: metal ion binding; mRNA binding. The transcript has 8 exons. Bases 238 to 1581 code for a protein of 447 amino acids. The record is from RefSeq and is a predicted model, not a curated record.